CCAAUCCCAAGUGAGUAAAGAGAACACAAGGAGAGGACAUUCUGAGUCUUCACCAUGGAAGACUUUCUCAGUCUCUGUGUGGGGGUCCUGCUCUGCCUGGGCCUGCAAAUGGCCCACGGGGGCAUGGAUGCUUGCUACGAUGGGCAAGGGCACCCACAGCGUUGUCUGCCUAUGUUCGAGAAUGCAGCAUUUGGCCACCAGGUCCAGGUGACCAACACGUGUGGCACCCCACCCGAAGAAUAUUGCCUCCAGAUGGGGGCCCCUGGAGACACUCAGCUGUGCCACCGCUGUGAUGCCAGCGAUCCAGACCGCAACCACAAUGCCUCCUACCUGACCGACUUCCACAGCCAGGAAGAGAGUACCUGGUGGCAGAGCCAGUCCAUGGCCUUUGGGGUCCAGUACCCCAACUCAGUCAACAUCACCCUCCAGCUGGGUAAAGCUUAUGAAAUCACCUAUGUGAGGCUAAAGUUCCACACCAGCCGUCCUGAGAGUUUCGCCAUCUACAAACGCAGCUGGGCUGGGGGUCCUUGGGUGCCAUACCAGUACUACAGUGCUUCCUGUGAGAAGACGUAUGGCAAACAGGAGGGCCAGUACCUGCGGCCCGGAGAGGAUGAGAGGGUGGCCUUUUGCACUGAUGAAUUUAGCGACAUCUCUCCACUGAGUGGAGGCAACGUAGCCUUUUCCACCCUGGAAGGCCGGCCUAGCGCCUACAGCUUUGAUGAGAGCCCCAUCUUGCAGGAAUGGGUAACCAGCACAGAACUGCUCAUCUCCCUGAAUCGGCUCAACACGUUUGGGGAUGACAUCUUUAAGGAUCCCAAGGUGUUACAGUCCUACUAUUAUGCCAUCACUGACUUCUCUGUGGGGGGCAGGUGUAAGUGUAAUGGGCACGCUAGUGAAUGUGUCCUUGAUGAAGGAGGCCAGCUGGUCUGCAGCUGCCAGCACAACACCACAGGAACUGACUGUGAGAAGUGCCUCCCCUUCUACCAAGACCGGCCCUGGGCUCGGGGAACAGCAGAGGCUGCCAAUGAAUGUCUGCCCUGCAAUUGCAGUGGCCUCUCUGAAGAAUGUUUCUAUGACUGGGAGUUGUACCGGAGCACUGGGCAUGGUGGUCACUGCCAGAACUGCCGGGACCACACUGCCGGACCCCACUGCGAGCGAUGCCAAGAGAACUUCUACCAUUGGGACCAGCAGCAGCCAUGCCAGCCCUGUGACUGCCACCCAGCAGGAUCUCUCAGCCUGCAGUGUGACAACUCAGGCACCUGUGAGUGUAAACCCAGUGUGACUGGCUGGAAGUGUGAUCACUGUCUGACAGGGUUCCAUUCUCUUAGUGAAGGUGGAUGCAGACCCUGUACCUGCAAUGCUGCUGGCAGCUUAGGAUCUUGUGAUCCCGGAAACGGACGGUGCCCCUGCAAGGACAAGGUGGAAGGCUACUUAUGUGAUAGAUGCCAACCUGGGACAUUUAACCUGCAGCCCCAUAAUCCUUCUGGUUGUACCAGCUGCUUCUGUUAUGGCCACUCCAUGGUGUGUGGAGCUUCUGCCCAUUAUGGCGUGCACCAUAUCAUCUCUGACUUCCACCAGGGGGCUGAGGGCUGGCGAGCCAGAGGUCCAGGGGGCAGAGAGGAGCCUGCGCAGUGGAGCCAGACUGGAAUCUUCCUGAAGCCAAAGAGCGAGGAGCUGUGGGACUUCAUUGCACCAGAGAGAUUCCUGGGAGACCAGCGCUUCAGCUAUGGGCAGCCCCUCUCUCUGACCUUCCGGGUACCGCCUGGGGGCUCUCUCCUCCCUGUCUGGCUGAAAUUGGAAGGGGCAGGACUAGCCCUGUCUCUGAAACCCUCCAACCCGACAGGUACCCAACAGCCUGGACGGCCUGAGGAAUACCUGCUGGCGUUCAGCUUGCAGGAGACCUCAGAGGAUGCAAAACUCCUGCUCCCCGCCUUCCACUUCCAGAGGCUCUUGGCCAACCUGACGGCACUCCAGAUCCAGGUCGCAGGUCCCAGAGGCAGACACCCCACAGGUCAAAUGACCCUGACUGAGGUCCAGCUCACUUCAGCAGGCCCUGGUCUGUCCCCUCUAGCCCCUUGGGUAGAGGAGUGCACAUGUCCCAAGGGGUACAUGGGGCAGUUCUGUGAAUCCUGCUCUCCAGGGUACAAGAGGGAGACACCAUUGGGCGGGCCUUACGCCAGUUGUGUCCCCUGUACCUGUAAUCAACAUGGCACCUGUGACCCUGAAACAGGAAUCUGUCAGUGCCUGCACAACACAGAGGGCACCUACUGUGAGCGAUGCACCCCCGGUUUCUACGGCAACUCCUUUUUGGGUCGGGAGAACGACUGCAAGCCAUGUCCCUGUCCUGGUCAAUCAGCAUGUACAACCAUCCCAGAGAGCGGGGAAGUGGUGUGUACCCACUGCCCCAAGGGCCAGAGAGGACGUCUGUGUGAGAUAUGUGAUGACGGCUUUUUUGGGGACCCCUUGGGAAGAUCCGGCCCUCUCCAGCCUUGCCAGCAAUGCCAGUGCAAUGGGAAUGUGGACCCCAAUGCUGUGGGCAACUGUGACCCCACAACAGGCCACUGUCUGCGCUGUCUCUACAACACAACAGGUGCCCACUGCGAGCAGUGCCAGGAGGGUUUCUAUGGGAGCGCCCUGGCCCCGCGUCCUCUAGACAAAUGCACUCCCUGCAGCUGUAACCCGUCAGGCUCAGCACGAGAGCAGGGGGCCUGUGAUCCGGGGACAGGCCAGUGUUCUUGCCUCCCUCACGUGACCGGACGAGACUGCCAUCGCUGCAGCCCUGGCUUCUAUGACCUCCAGCCAGAAAGGGGCUGCCGGAGCUGCAAGUGCCAUCCUGUAGGUUCUCGGGAGAACCAGUGCCACCCUGUGACUGGGCAGUGCCCUUGCCUUCCUGGGGUUGGUGGAGUGGCAUGCACUCACUGCCAACCUGAUUUCUUUGGCUUCUCUGCCAAGGGCUGCCGAGCCUGUAACUGUUCCCCACUGGGCUCUGUCACCACCCAAUGCCAUGAGAACAGCACAUGUGUGUGUAAGCCAGGCUUUGUGGGCUACAAGUGUGAUCGCUGCCAGGAGAACUUUUUCCUCACUGCUGAGGGCUCUCAGUGCCAGGAGUGCCCAAUUUGCUUCUCCCUAGUGAAGAAAGAGGCCACCGACCUCAAGGCCAAGCUAACAGUGAUGGAGCGAUGGCUGCAGAAGUCUGACUGUGACAGCCCCUGGAGGGACUAUAUCUUGCAGGGAGAGUCACCAAGAGGAGACACCUACCAGAGUCAUUCUCUGCUUCAAGGCACCAGAGAAGUCUUCCUGGAGCAAAUGGAAGAGUUGGAGAGUUCCAUGAGGGCUACCCGGCACCAGCUGCAAGCAGCAAGCAAGAGUGUCAGGUGCACCAGGAGUAGUCUGGAGAAGACCUGCAUCCAAAUGGUGGACAUCGAGGCUCUGCUGCUAUCAACAGAGCUGGAGAUUCAGCAGGCGUUGGGAGCCCUCACGACAAUGGUGAUCCCUCAGGAAGUGCCCAACCAACUCACCAACUGGAGUCGUCUAGCCACUGAGUCUCAGGCCCUGGCCAAGAGUUGUAGAAAUACAGCCUCUAAGAUAGUGGCAGCAGCACAGAGGGCCCUGCUUGCUUCCAAUACCAGUUACACUCUUCUGUGGAGUGUCGUUGAGGGCACAGAUGCCCAGAAGAUACAGCAUGAACUAGAGGACAGGUACCAGGAGGUGCAGAAGGCCCAGGAGGAGCUCAGAACAUCUACAGCCCAGGCAGCCACAGAAGCCAAGGGCACCUUAGCAUCUGUUCAGCGCAUCAGCUCAGAAGGGGCUCAGCGCCUGGCAAAGCUCUCCCCUCCUGAAAUAUUGCCUCUCACACACCUUGCCAGAGACCUGGACAGAAAACUACAGGAUCUAGAGAAGACAGUGGCUGCUAAGGAGCAUGUGUUCACCGAAGCAGCCCAAGGCCUCUUGGCCACUUCCCAGGAAGAGCUCCAGAAGAUCCAGCCCUUUGAGCAGCUGCUUGAUGGAGCUGAUUCUGCCCUCACCCUGGCCACCUCAUCCAUUACCAAAGCCAGAGAAACAGUCAGUGAUUCCAGGACUUUGCUGACUGAUCUGGAAGAAAUGAGAAAAACGUUUCCACAGUCAAAGGACCAGGUAGCUCUAAGGAAAAAGGCAAGGAUCAUCCAAGACAGACUCAUUGGUGACACUCAGAAGAAGACUAAGCAGGCAGAGAGGAUGCUGGGAAAUGCUGCUUCCGUCUCUGCCACAGCUAAGAAGAAGGCCAAGGAAGCUGAGCUAUUGGCUAAAGAGAGGACAAAGCAUUCCAAAGCCUUGCUGAGGGAAAGUAAACAGGAAUACCGGAAAGCCGUCAAACUCACCAACCAAGCUCAAGGAACCCUCCAGGACAUCUCCAGGCAGGUGAUGGUGUCCAAGGAACGAAGGAGGGAGAUGGAGAAAGUUGAGUGGGUAGGGACUGGGUUGAACAAGGUGGAAAGAAACAUAAGGGAAGCCCGGAUCUCCCUGGAGAUGGACAUCAAGAUCUUGUCUGUCCUGCUUACUCGAUUGGGGAAGCUGGACACCCACCAAGCUCUAGCCACAGCCCUGAAUGAGACGGAGCAGAAGCUGGAGCCACUGAGGCAGCACCUGGAUGGAGAGGGGCCCCUGCAGGGGAAACUGAGCCUGCUACAGCAGGAGGCAGAACAGCAGGAGUUCCAGAUCCAAGACUUGGAGAGUGACCUCAAGGAGAUCCAGGCAGACAAACAGAACCUGGAAGACAUUCUUCGUAGCCUGCCUGAGGGUUGUGCCAGCUGGCAGUGAGAAUCCAACCUAAGAGCCCCCAACACACAGACACACACAUGCCUAUACCCCUGUGGGUAUGUACAGACUCAUGUGCAUACACACAGGUACACCCUGAUGUGUGUAUGUAUUUAUGCCAACAAGUGGCCACACAAAUAUGUGCACAGGCACACACACCCAUGCCAAUAUGUGUGCACACAUCCCUACAUGUGUACACACUUAUUAUACAUUGUACAUAUAUGCCCACAUCUGCACAACCAUUCAUGCCAACAAUGAUUCCCCAGCUAUGCCACCAUGUGGGCACACAAAGACUCAGAGAAACAUGUUUAUAUACCAUAGCAACAUGUCUAUGGGCAUCCUUCCUCCUCCACGCACAUACCCUAUCUUACAGAGUAUGUCCACACCCAUACCACUGUGUGUAUGUGUGUAUGUAUGUACAUUUCUGCAUAUGCAUAGACCAAUACCAACAUGUGCUUAUAUUAAUAACUACCUGUGUACACAUUCCUAUUCCAUGAAUACCAUUCCUUAUAAUCUCCUCUAACAACUCAUGUAUACAUAAGCAUGUGUGCUUAUGCUCAUUCUUGUCUGCUCACACUCAUACCAAUGCAUGUGCACAUCCCCACAGACAGCCCUCUCACCACGUUAUUGCCUGGGUGCACAUCCCCCACUCACAUACAAUGAUCCAUUCACACUGCCAGGUGAGCUGUGUGGUCCCUUUGCUUGCCAGCCUACAGAUUCCCAUAUAUAGUUACCAGCUCUCAAGAGCCCAAUGAUGAGAGGACAGAGUUCUUGCCCAUCUUGGGCCGAGAAAACUGGCAGAUGCCAUGCCAGAUGAUCACUGGAGAAACAGGAUAGCUCAGGCUGUAGGAUUUAGGAAGAACUCUGUGUUCCCCAACUUUACCCCUUUCCAGUUCUUCACACACACCCUCACCCACACCUCUGUAGCUCCCAAUCAGAUUAGGAUCAGGGUCUCCUCCACUCCCACCCCUCCACCCCCCACACACACCCAUUUCAUAGAUUGGGAAACCAAAUAGGCACAUGGGAUUUCUUGAAACCAAAUGACUGCUGAAUCAACUGCUUGACCAGUUAGGCAGGUCUGCAGGGUCUUAUCUCUGUCUCCCUCCUAGUGUCUUGUCCUUCUCUCUUUCUUUUGGCUUAUUCUGGUGCUUAAUUCCUGUAUCUUGGAAUUAGUUACAGUCUCCUAAGGAAUUCUCUCCCCUUUCCAUUGCACUGAGGCCCUUUUACUAAGUGAUGCCACAUGGAAUUCAUUUCAAAAUUGCCUGCUCCUUGGAAGGAAGAAGACUGCAGGCCUCAGUCAGAGGGUAAACAGGAGCAUAGAUAUUUCUGUCAGCUAGAGUGAUUCUGACUCAGCAGCUCAGUUUCCUGUUGGACUUUAUUAGCCACUCUCCUCAGCCCACACAGGGAAGCAACCAAAGGAAUGGAGUCUGGGUCUGAGCUCAGAAGGCCAAAAGGCUGACUUCUGCAUCUCCUCAGCUUAGAGGAGAUCUCACUAUGUCAGCUUAUCUGGUCAGGUGCUUGCUCCUCCAACUCUGACCUCCAGGUUUGGAAUAGAUAAUGGCAUGCAUGCAGGAAGGGUCAUG
Phascolarctos cinereus (koala) is the source of this 6377-nucleotide messenger RNA. It is a transcript of the gene LAMC3, whose product is annotated as laminin subunit gamma 3. Lineage: Eukaryota; Metazoa; Chordata; Mammalia; Diprotodontia; Phascolarctidae. Gene Ontology annotation, biological process: tissue development; animal organ morphogenesis. The record is from RefSeq and is a predicted model, not a curated record.